UAGCUGGUUGAGCUGGUGUGUCGUGCAGGGGAUGCAGUAGUUAGACGAUUAUGGAGGAAGUCGGUUUCAAGGCUGGGGAGGAGGUGGCGUUUGGCAGUGGAGUAGAGAGACUCAUGUUUCCAGUCCACACGUCACCCACGAGACUUGGAAUAGAACAGGGACUUCGUGGAGAGCCUCACAGAGGACCUGGCUGCUAUACUGGUGACCUGUUGAGUGAGUUUCUGAAGCCACUGGACUCGGUCCCACGCAGCAGACGUGGCUGGUACUUUGGAGCUCAGCUCACCGGUCGACCGUCUCUGGUCCGCAACAAUGCCGUACCGGGCCCGCCAGACUACCAGACCGUACCGGUCUGUCACGGUGGUGGUCACAACAAGGCAGCGUUCAACUGCGUAAAUCCACGAUGGACCGAGAGAGAUGGGGACUUCAGAGAUCCAGGG
Molecule: messenger RNA, 437 nt
Organism: Geodia barretti
Lineage: Eukaryota; Metazoa; Porifera; Demospongiae; Tetractinellida; Geodiidae
Source: the annotation of a GenBank genome assembly